AUGUCAAAUAUCAAUAUAGAUGAUGUGAAAUAUGUUCCAUCAAAUGAGACUGGUCAAACACAAAAAGCAAGCAAUGUUGUAACGAUGCAGCCAGCACAGCGAAAUUGUAACCAAAUCAAUACUCGGUCUUUAGAAAGUUAUUAUCAAUAUCAAACAAUGCCUUCAUCAUUUUAUCACAAUAGCGAAACAAUACCAGUGACAGCUGUUCAUCAUGUUACAAAUCAUCAUCAUUAUUUUUCAGAAAAUAUUUAUAAUAUACAUGAGUAUACAAUAUGGUCGGUCUUCAAUUUAUUAUUCUGUUGUCUUAUUAUUGGUGCUGGUGCACUUAGCAUGUCUUGUAAAACAAGAAAAAAGAAACGCUAUGGUGAUCUUGUAGGUGCACAAAAUGCUUCAAGAUUAGCUGCAAUACUGAAUAUAGUCGCUACUCUUUCUGGUAUUGUUACUAUUACUCUUCUUGCUCUUCGAUUUUCUGGACGUAUUUCAAUGUAA
Molecule: messenger RNA, 489 nt
Organism: Rotaria sordida
Lineage: Eukaryota; Metazoa; Rotifera; Eurotatoria; Philodinida; Philodinidae
Source: the annotation of a GenBank genome assembly